AUGUCGAAAACGGCCUCUGCAACCUCUAGCUCCGCUAGCGCGGCAUCGCCAGCCGAUGACGCGAACGGACUCGCAAGCUGCAGGCCCCUUCGACCGCCGCCGGUUUUCUGUGAAGGAAAAGGCGAGGCAGCAGGUCAUCUCGCGCAUCCUUGUAGGAGGCACGUGCAACAUCCUCGCCAGUCCUCCACCCCCGACUCCUCACGCUCCAGCAGCCACUCCCCGCACACCGACUCUGCCCACUUGGGCGCACAACAACUUCAGUCUAGCGAACACGGAAGCAAUGGUGCUGCAGUGCCCCUCAUUCAUCGGCGUGCGGCACCUGCGCUCGGUGCCCGCCACUGCAGCAAUGACCAAGAACGCCACCAGGCAGUCACCACGGGCGGUUCCGCGGUGCUGGAACACUACCACGUUCUCGAGCUGGAAGAGCAGCUGCAAUAUUGGAGGCAGCGGGCGCUACAGGUGGAGAAACGGGCGCUGCGGCGCGAGCGCGCGCUCCAGGCGCGGUGGGAAGCGGAGUUUGCCGCCGCGCAAGUCUCGUCGGAGACGCUCAUGCGAAAGCUGCUGGACAAGCUGCGCCGCCUUCAAGCACAGGUGAAUCCUCGGAAGAGAGCCGUGCAGCAGGCGGAGGGACAGGAACAACAGUCGAGGAGUGGCAGGGCAUCGAUGGGCUCUGCCUCUACAACUCCGAACUUGUCCACCCCCGGCGGUAGCGGCCACCACUGCGGCGGUGAGAGCGAAGGCACUGACGGCAUCCCGAGAGGCUCGGACACGAACAAGGUGGCCUACCCGCGUCGUUUUCUCUCUCACUGGGCAGGGAACAACGCGUCACUGCCAGAGUCCCCCGCUGGGCUGCAACGGGAACAGGAACAGUCGGACCGUAGCCGCAGUGCUGCAAAUGCCGCAGAAACCUGUGCCACGUACAAUGAAAAGUCGCACACAACCCUCCAGGCGCACCUCCGCGAUCUCUGCCGUGCCGUGCUUCGCUGCUUGUCGCGCAGCAGCGAGCUGCGCGAGUGUCGUGCGGUGCUGUGCGGAAACUGCUCCCACAAUGCCCACACGGCUAACGACGGUGAUGCCGAAGAACCGGAGACAGCGCGUGUGGUUCAGGCCCUCCUGGACGUGUCAAGUCGACGGCAAGCGAACAGUGCGCCGACGUCAUCGUCACUGGCUCACUCGCUGCUGGUGCUGCAAAGUGCGCUCGAGCACCUCGACACAGUGCUUCGCACUUGUGUGGACGACAUGGUCUUCGCCAGUAGCGGACUCGCAUCAACCUCCUCUGCUGCCUAUGCGCGGCAUCCGCAGCGGCAGCCGCCACCACAAGAUGAGCACCGCAGCACAGACCUGGAAGAGCAGCUCCGACAGGCCCGCACCUCUCUUUUUCAAGAGCAGCAACGUCGUGUCACUGUGCAGUCGUCCUUGGACGCCGCGAUGCGCGACAUUCGGGAUCUUGCGCAGGCGCAGCAGGACAACGUCUUGCAACUCAAGAUUGAAGCGCGUGCCGCGGCGGAGCGAGCGCAGCAAGAUUACCGUGCAGAUCUGGAGCGCACGCGAGCGACCCUAGAAUGCGACGUUGUCGCGGCAACCCGUCGUGCCAGCGCAGCGGAACAUCAGUCCAUGUUGUGCGCUCAACGAGAGGUGCACUGGCAGACGCGGCUCUGCGCGCUGAAAGACGAGCGCGACACCUAUGCACGGGAAUGCGCUCUGCUGAAGAGCCGGCUUGAGCUCCUUCAGCAAGCCCGCAACGCAACCGCAGCAGAGCGGGCGGGACAGCUGCGGGAGGGCGUCGACAAGGCCGUGUUGUCGGUGGCGCCAAGCGGUGGAGCGGAAGCGAAAGCAGCAGCAGCGGCGGCGGCGGUGUCCGCGUUGGGGGUGCCGCCAGUCGACACCUCCUCACCUGCGCCGCGCGUCACGUGGGCUGACGCACAGAUGGAUCGACUGGCGGCCAUCGACCGGCUCAGCGGGUUCGCUGGCCCGUCAUCGGUGUAUCGCAGCCCCAGUCGAUCACUGAGCUACUCGCCUUCGCCGAAUAUGGAUAAGGCAAUAAAGCAUCCACCCGGAGCACGCACAGACGACACCGCACGGACCCACGGUGCGCAGCCGACAAGUAGCGCCAGCACGACGGCGUCUGGAGCGCUGCGGCUUCCGUCGGCCUUUCCCAGUUCUCCCAUGGACGUUGUACAGCCGUCGGUGCUUGCGGCGCUAGAGGGCAGUGGUGAUGCCGAGGUGAACGCGCUGGCGCAGCGACCCUACGACGACAGGAGCAGUGCGGCGAGGGGCAAGGCUGGCGUGCCUGUCGACGGCGAUGCACUGGAGCAGGCCCACUUCACCCCCUGGCGCGCACCAUCGAAACAUCAUGCCUCCUCGGCCGUUGAUGCGGCCGUCGUCGGCACACCGUUGGCGAGGAUGAGGGCAUGGGAAAAAAAGUUCAAGGCCAUCUUGAACUAUGCGUGA
Molecule: messenger RNA, 2451 nt
Organism: Leishmania mexicana MHOM/GT/2001/U1103
Lineage: Eukaryota; Euglenozoa; Kinetoplastea; Trypanosomatida; Trypanosomatidae
Exons: 1
Coding region: 1-2451 (816 amino acids)
Source: RefSeq, a predicted model, not a curated record